Messenger RNA from Phragmites australis (common reed), 520 nucleotides. RefSeq lists its product as uncharacterized. Bases 7 to 306 code for a protein of 99 amino acids. The record is from RefSeq and is a predicted model, not a curated record. Lineage: Eukaryota; Viridiplantae; Streptophyta; Magnoliopsida; Poales; Poaceae. The transcript has 2 exons.
GCGGGGAUGGACGAGCGAAGCGACCGCGGCGGCGGGGAGGCGGAGAGGUGGCCGUGGUGGGCGGCGGCGAGCGCGGCGCAGGCGGCGUCCGGGGCGGCGUGGUUCCGGCGAGGCAGGGGCGGCACUGCGGUGGCGAUGCCGUUCAGGGCGUUCGCCAUCGCCAGCCUCUUCGUCGGCGCCGGCGCCACCGCCGUGGCCGCCGGAGUGGUCGCCGCAGGUGUCGGAUCGGUGGAGGAGAUGAAGGGCGUGGGCGCGAGCAUCCGGAGGUGGAUGGGAGCUCCUCCUCGCCGAGUGGGAGGAGACUAGCACACUGCGACUGUGAUUUGGGUGGUAAUUCUUAGUCCUACUAGGAAAACUGGAACGGCAACAGUUUCAUGUGAUCUGGGUUAGGUUCCUUCACAUUUGAGAGCUAGGUGUGUGUCAUUUUGAAUUGCAAGUGUAAAGGAGUAAUAAGAUCACUGCUGUACUUGUAUAACAAGCUUAUUUUGAUCAAAAUUGAUCUCCAAUUCGGUUCCAUACU